GGGCGGGGAGGGGGGGCUCCCCUUCGGGUCCCUGGCUGCCGGGUUCACCCUCGUUCAUCCUCCCUUCCCGAAGCUCGCCCUCGAAGGCAGGAGCGGCCGGCGCCUUCGAUUGAGGAGGAGGAAGAGGAGGAGAAGGAGGAGGCAUCGCGCCGGGCGGAGCGUCAGGUCCCGUUUUCCUCCCCGGCGUCUCCAAUACAAAGAUUACGGUGCAGAAGGAAAUUGCGCUCGCCUCCAACGCCCCCCCUGGUCCUCCACACAAUGCACCAGCCGCCCGAGUCCACCGCCGCCGCGGCGGCCGCCGCUGCAGACAUGAGUGCUAGGAAGAUGGCGCACCCGGCGAUGUUCCCCCGAAGGGGCAGCGGCGGUGGCAGCGCCUCCGCUCUCAAUGCAGCAGCAGCAGCAGCAGCAGCAGCAGGUACCGGCGUUGGUAGCGCGGCCACAUCUUCGGAGGAUUUUCCGCCUCCGUCUCUGCUCCAGCCGCCGCCUCCUGCAGCAUCUUCCACGUCGGGACCACAGCCUCCGCCUCCACAAAGCCUGAACCUCCUCUCGCAGGCUCAGCUGCAGGCACAGCCUCUUGCGCCAGGCGGAACCCAGAUGAAAAAGAAAAGUGGCUUCCAGAUAACUAGCGUGACUCCGGCUCAGAUCUCUGCCAGUAUCAGUUCUAACAACAGUAUAGCAGAGGACACGGAGAGCUAUGACGAUCUGGAUGAAUCUCACACGGAAGAUCUGUCUUCUUCCGAGAUCCUUGAUGUGUCACUUUCCAGGGCUACAGACUUAGGGGAGCCGGAACGAAGCUCCUCAGAAGAGACUCUAAAUAACUUCCAGGAAGCUGAGACACCUGGGGCAGUGUCUCCCAACCAGCCCCACCUUCCGCAGCCUCAUUUGCCUCACCUUUCACCACAGAACGUUGUGAUCAAUGGGAAUGCUCAUCCCCACCACCUCCAUCACCACCAUCACAUUCACCAUGGGCACCACCUUCACCAUGGGCACCACCAUCCAUCUCAUGCUGCUGUGGCCAGUGCAUCCAUUCCUGGAGGGCCACCCUCGAGCCCAGUGUCCAGAAAACUUUCCACAACUGGAAGUUCUGAAGGUGGUGGUGUGCCAGUUGCACCAGCUUCUGCUGUAUCAUCAAGUGGCUCGCCUGCAUCUGUAAUGACGAACAUCCGUGCUCCAAGUACUCCAGGUGGUAUAGGUAUAAAUUCUGUUACUGGCACUAAUAUAGUGAAUAAUGUUAGCACUGCUGCUGUGGGUAGUUUCAGUCCUAAUGUGACAAGCGGCAUGCUUGGUAAUACUAAUAUGAAUACAAGCAAUAUUCCUAGUGCUGCUGGUGUAAGUGUUGGGCCUGUUACCAGUGGUGGUAAUGUGAGUAUCUUGAGUGGCAUGGGCAAUGGUACUGUUUCUUCCUCAACCAUUGCUAACACUGUCCCUAAUGUAACUGCAGGGAUGAGUGUGGGAUUGGUUUCAAGUCAGCAGCAACAACCAACAGUUAAUACAUCAAGGUUCAGAGUUGUGAAGUUAGAUUCUACUUCUGAACCCUUUAAGAAAGGUAGAUGGACUUGCACUGAGUUCUAUGAAAAAGAAAAUGCUGUACCUGCUACAGAAGGUGUGGUGAUAAAUAAAGUGGUGGAGACUGUUAAACAAAACCCAACAGAAGUGACUUCUGAGAGGGAGAGCACUAGUGGGAGUUCAGUGAGCAGUAGUGUCAGCACACUGAGUCACUACACAGAGAGUGUGGGAAGUGGAGAAAUGGGAGCCCCUACUGUGGUGGUGCAGCAGCAGCAGCAACAGCAGCAGCAGCAGCAGCAGCAGCAACAACAACAACAACAACCACCACCACCACCACCACCACCAGGUCUUCAAGGUGUGGCCCUCCAGCAGAUGGAUUUCAGUAGCCCUGGCCCUCAGAGUAUUUCAGCAGUUAGUAUACCACAGAGUAUUUCUCAGUCCCAGAUGUCACAAGUACAAUUACAGUCUCAAGAACUGAGCUAUCAGCAAAAGCAAGGUCUUCAACCAGUACCUCUGCAAGCCACUAUCAAUGCUGCAACUGGUAUCCAGCCAUCGCCUAUAAAUGUGGUUGGAAUAACUUCAGCUGUAGGUCAGCAGCCUUCCAUUUCCAGUUUGGCUCAACCCCAACUGCCAUAUUCUCAGGCGGCUCCUCCAGUGCAAACUCCUCUUCCAGGGGCAUCGCCCCAGCAGUUACAAUAUGGACAACAGCAACCAAUGGUUUCUACCCAAAUGGCCCCAGGCCAUGGUCAGUCAGUGACUCAAAAUCCUCCAGAGUAUGUACAACAGAAGCCAAUUCUUCAAACAGCAAUGUCCUCUGGCCAGUCCAGUUCUGCAGGAGUGGGAACAGGAACAGCAGUGAUUGCUGUGGCUCAGCCACAGGGGAUCCAGCUGCCAGUGCAGUCCACUGCAGUCCAAGCACAACCUGCAGGAGCAUCUGGCCAGCCUGUUGGCCAGGCUCAAACAGCAGUGUCUGUUAUACCUACUGGUGGUCAAAUGGCAAAUAUUGGUCAACAAGCAAACAUACCUACUGCAGUGCAGCAGCCCUCUCCCCAAGUUACACCUUCAGUUAUUCAGCAAGGUGCUCCUCCAUCUUCACAAGUAGUUCCACCUGCUCAAACUGCAAUUCUUCAUCAGGGAGUUCAAACUAGCGCUUCAAGCCUUCCUCAACAGUUGGUUAUUGCACCCCAGAGUACCUUGUUAACUGUACCUCCUCAGCCACAGGGAGUAGAGCCCAUAGCUCAAGGAGUUGUUUCGCAGCAGUUGCCCACAGUUAGUCCUUUGCCCUCUGCUAGUAGUAUUUCUGUUACAAAUCAGGUUAGUUCAACCGGUCCUUCUGGAAUGCCUUCUGCCCCAACAAACUUGGUUCCACCACAGAAUAUAGCACAACCCCCUGCCACCCAAAAUGGUAAUUUGGUUCAGAGUGUUAGUCAGUCUCCCUUAAUAGCUGCUAACAUAAAUUUGCCUUUGGCACAACAGAUCCCACUAAGUUCUACUCAGUUCUCUGCACAAUCAUUAGCUCAGGCAAUUGGAAGCCAAAUCGAAGAUGCCAGACGCCCAGCUGAGCCCUCCUUAGUCGGCUUACCUCAGACUAUCAGUGGUGACAGUGGGGGAAUGUCAGCAGUUUCAGAUGGGAGUAGCAGCAGCCUAGCAGCCUCUGCUUCUCUUUUCCCGUUGAAGGUGCUACCGCUGACGACACCCUUGUUGGAUGGAGAGGAUGAGAGCUCUCUAUUUCAGUGCUUCUCUCCUACCAGAGGUGCAAGGAGUGAUCCUAGAACCACAGAUACAGCCAAGACUACGGAGAGCUUUUGACGUCAGGGGUCCACUUUCUCCACUGAACCCUUGGAGACAGAAUAUCCAGCUUCUGGAGAGAGUGGGAAAGGAUAAUAAACAAGUGGGUGCUUUCCAUUAUUUACUUGGGUUUAUUUCUAGAUUGGAGUGUCCUUGCAUUGCCCAUUUUAUCCUAUUGGUAAACUCCUUGGGUUCUUAUAUGAACCAGGUGGGACUAAAAUCUGUUCGUUUUUCUGAGAGUGCCAACUAGUGCCCAUUCAAAAAAAGAAACGUAAAAUUUAUUUAAUUUUCUCUCCAGAUAAUAAAAGCAGUGGAAGAUUUGGGGCACAUGAUUUGUUGAAUGCCUAGCUAGUCUACAUCAGUUUACAAAAGGGAAUGUUUACCCAUUUUGGCCUUUAUGGUAAUAGUGGACUUCAAAGUGCCCUUUUAUAUUCCAGUAAUUUAAAAGUUUCUAUAUUUCAUCUUUGGGCAAGCUGGAUAUCUGAAAUCUAUUAAUUGAUACAGUUCAGAUGUCCAUAUAUUAUCCUACCCUGCUAGUGAGAACUUUUUGGUCUUUUUCCUACCUUAAAUGUUAGGCCUUCAUAUUAGAUCUGUUGUGGUUUUACUGUCAAAUCUAGGCUUCAUUCUUUAUUAAAAUAAAUAUGAAUGAGUGUAAGUUUCAGGAUGUAAUAUUCCUGAAAGCUGUAUAUACUCAAAAGUGGUUUUCUAAUCCCUAUUUGUGAGAGUUUUCCAAUGGCAUUAAGAUGGCUUUCUCUUAGUUUCAUUGAUGCCAAGGGUAGGAUUUGAUUCCAGGAAGUUCUUAUCUUCUACAAUGGGUAGGGUAGAAUGUGAACUUGGUGCCUUUGGCAAGUUUUCAUUUUUCCUUGGUGGAUUCCUUCUGUGACUCCAGGUAUCUUGAUAAUGGGAGACCGGUUUAUUUGUUCUCUAAUUGCCCAGAUUUCUUUCAACUGGUAAAACAUCAUACUUCUUCAGCAAAAGGAAUUCUUCUAGCAGAGCCUUCAUGGAUGAUAUCUGUCACACAUGCCAGCAUCUGCAGUUUGGAAGGCAGUGGUGAAUGGAUCCAUGCAAUAUGUCUAGAAGACACAAGGAUGAGCGAGCCACCUGAUCUUGUUAUUUAUAAACUUUUAAGAUUUACUUUGGUUUACUCUUGGUCUGAAAAUGGAAAGGCUCAGAUAAUGAAAUAAUUUUUUCAGAUUGGAGUAUUAUAUGGCCAUGAAAAUAUUCCUUUCUAUUCAGAAGACUAAAAUAGAGGAAGCUUGAGAAACUUCUUUCUUUUAAAGCAGUUCUCUAUAUCUGUUUAACAAAAAAGAUUGGUUGGGACUGAAAAUUAUUCUUACUGAAGUAGGCAAACUUAUUUUUUUUAAAGUGUAGAAAAUCCAAAAAACUUCAUGAAACUUUUUUGUUACCUGAUGGCUUCAGGGUACUAGUAAAGGGUGAACUUCUUAGUUACUCCAUAGUUACUGCAACAUAGUCUUUAGUUCAUCUUUUGCUGGUCUUGAGCCUUAAUAUUACAUUUUGAGAUCAAAAGCUUUAUCCUCUAAAAGAAAUACCUUUUAAACAUGGAGGUAUUAUUUUUGUAUUGAAGGCAUACUUAAAUACUAUCACAGCACAGUAGUUUACAGAGCUAAGCCAAGUUUAUAGUAUUAGAAUAAACCUAUAGGUAUAAAUGUUGGAAAAUAGGCAAACUAUCAGUUUUUCAAUAGAACUAGUUAUCAGAAUGUUAAUUUCUUUCUUUGGUUUCUAGUAACUGGUCAGUCAAAAACUAUUAAAGAAAAAUUUGAAAAUCACUUGAUGUUGCCAAUUUUGUAUUCUUUUGGUAAUAAUGGAAGCAACUUAAAUACUGUAGAAAAGGUUUUAGAAGCCACAUUUACUAAAAUAUAACCUGACCUUUAGUCUUUCUUGGCUGUAAGAACUGUUUUUUUUCCUCAUUAAUUAUAAAUACAUUUUCAUAAUAUAGUACUAAAAGUAAGCUUUAAAAAAAUCAAUUUCAACUAAAAUUUUCCCCAGAGAGCUCUGAGUUCCCACAAAUGAUUACAGUUUUAUUUCUGACUGUUUUUUGCUAAGUGUUAAUAAGACAGUUUAUAAACACAUAAAUUGGAAAAACUAACACUUUAAAAAGAAUUCAGGAAACUGAAAGUGAUUUGCUUAGAAAAUAGUUGAAUCCUUUGAACCACAAUAUAAACUAUUUUAUGGCCUGUGAGAUUAUUAAUUUUUUUAUUUAGCUUUGAAGAUAAAUGAUUUAAUCUCUUAAUCUCGUGCUUUAAUUAAACCUUAGCUCUGUUCCUUAAAGUGUGCAAAGAAAUGUAAGUGCAUUUCUAUUUACCUCAUACCACUACUGCAAGAUAUUUAAAAGUGAGCCUUUUUGUAUAUUGAUGUGAAUUGAUUUGUUUGAAUUUUUAUUUUGCUGCAUUUUCCUUUCAGAUUUUUAAAAAAUAAUUUCGUGUCACAAUACACAGUCCUAUAUUUUUCAGUGUUUAUGAAUAUUAAUAUAAGCUAUUUUUCUAGAAUGAUAAUUGUAUAAUAUUUGUAUUAUGUGAUCAUUUGAAAACUAAU
This is a messenger RNA of Dipodomys ordii (Ord's kangaroo rat), 5847 nucleotides long. It is a transcript of the gene Tsc22d1, whose product is annotated as TSC22 domain family, member 1. The record is from RefSeq and is a predicted model, not a curated record. The coding region runs from base 259 to 3315 and encodes 1018 amino acids. The transcript has 2 exons. Gene Ontology annotation, biological process: regulation of transcription by RNA polymerase II. NCBI's taxonomy places the organism in Eukaryota, Metazoa, Chordata, Mammalia, Rodentia, Heteromyidae.